Psylliodes chrysocephalus is the source of this 450-nucleotide messenger RNA. The record is from the annotation of a GenBank genome assembly. Lineage: Eukaryota; Metazoa; Arthropoda; Insecta; Coleoptera; Chrysomelidae.
AUGCAGAUGAAAAAUAUCCUAACCGAGGAAAAAAAAAGUAAAACUGCCGACACUGACUGUAUAGAUGCCCCUGCUAAAGCAAGUAACAUUGUCAACACUGCUUGUGUAGAUGUUACUGCUGAAAGAAGUAAAACUGCUGACACUGAGUUUGUAGAUGCACCUGCAGAAGCAAGUAAAAUCGCAAAAAACCAUUCUAAUUCAGAACAAAUGUGUAAAACAGAAACUACCGAUAAACAACGAAAAAAAAUUGAUAAUGUUGUUUCGGGGCCCAGCUCCACUAUGGAUAACAUAGAGUUAAUUAUCGAAUCUUUAGCUAGAAACCUAAUGGGGUUUGUACCAAAUUUGGACAAGAACGUUACUUUCUAUUCGUGGUUUAGAAGGUAUGAAGAUUUAUUCCUUAUAGACGGAGCUAAGUUAAACGACGCAGCUAAGAGUUCGGUUACAGCUUAG